AUGGCUGGUUUGAGUUGCACUACACCAUUUCUACUAUACCCUCCAAUCUUUCUCAUCCUCUUUUUCUCUUCAAUCAAUCAUCACUAUCAGUACGUCUAUAUCACCUUCCCUUCCUUCUCUAUAAUCUCCACCUCAAAUCACACAAACGUCUCGUCCCCAGAUUCCUUCAACGGAAGCAGUGUAAAAGAAAAGAUCAGGUUUGAGAGAAUGGAACAAGGGUUGGCUCGGGCUCGAGCAGCAAUAAGAGAGGCGACUGAAACGCAGAGUUACAAGUCGUAUAAGGAAGAGAGUUUUGUUCCAAGAGGAUCUGUCUACAUAAACCCUUUUGCUUUUCAUCAGAGCCACAUUGAGAUGGAGAAGAGAUUCAAGGUGUGGCCAUACAAGGAAGGAGAGCCACCACUGUUUCACAAUGGACCAUUGAAUAAUAUUUACUCCAUUGAGGGUCAAUUCAUUGAUGAAUUUGAUAGUGGGAAAAGCCCAUUUUUAGCAACUCAUCCUGAUGAAGCCCUAGCAUUCUUUCUCCCCAUUAGCAUCGUCAACAUUGUCAGAUUUGUUUACAGACCUUACACCACUUACUCUCGCGUUCGCCUCCAAAACAUUGUCAAGGACUACAUUGACUUAUUAGCAAGUAGAUACCUUUACUGGAACAGAACUGGUGGUGCUGAUCAUUUCUUGAUUGCUUGUCACGAUUGGGCGCCAGAUGUUUCAGCCGCCCAUCCUAAUCUUUACAAGCACUUCAUGAGAGUUCUUUGUAAUGCUGACACUGCCAUAGAUUUCCAACCAACAAGAGAUGUCUCCCUUCCGGAAAUAUACCUCCCAUUCGGUAGACUAAGUGCACCACGCCUCGGCCAGCCACCUAGCAACCGGUCGAUCCUCGCCUUCUUCGCCGGUGGUGAUCAUGGGGGUGUAAGAAAAAUACUCUUUCAACAUUGGAAGGACAAAGACAAUGAAAUUCAAGUAUAUGGAUACCUCCCUAAAGGCCUAAACUAUACUGAAUUAAUGACACAAGCCAAGUUUUGCUUGUGUCCAGGUGGGUAUGAAGUUGCAAGCCCUAGAGUUGUAGAGGCUAUAUAUGAAGGUUGUGUGCCAGUCAUAAUUUCGGAUUCGUAUGUGCUUCCAUUCAGUGAUGUUCUUGACUGGAGUCAGUUUUCGGUACAUGUUCCGAUCGCGAAAAUCCCAGAACUCAAGAUGAUCUUGAAAGGGAUUUCCAUGGAGGAGUAUUUGGAAAAGCAAAACAAGGUUAUUCAAGUGCAAAGACAUUUUGUGCUCAAUAGGCCAGCGAGACCCUUUGAUGUAAUGCAUAUGGUGAUGCAUUCUGUGUGGCUUAGGAGGCUUAAUCUAAGGUUGUCACUAUGA
Messenger RNA from Tripterygium wilfordii, 1356 nucleotides. RefSeq names its product probable glycosyltransferase At5g11130. NCBI's taxonomy places the organism in Eukaryota, Viridiplantae, Streptophyta, Magnoliopsida, Celastrales, Celastraceae. The coding region runs from base 1 to 1356 and encodes 451 amino acids. The transcript is spliced from 4 exons. Gene Ontology annotation, molecular function: glycosyltransferase activity. The record is from RefSeq and is a predicted model, not a curated record.